Molecule: messenger RNA, 6453 nt
Organism: Dinoponera quadriceps
Lineage: Eukaryota; Metazoa; Arthropoda; Insecta; Hymenoptera; Formicidae
Product: 5-hydroxytryptamine receptor 1-like
Exons: 3
Coding region: 14-703 (229 amino acids)
Biological process (GO): adenylate cyclase-activating adrenergic receptor signaling pathway
Cellular component (GO): membrane
Molecular function (GO): G protein-coupled amine receptor activity
Source: RefSeq, a predicted model, not a curated record
GUCGAUUUCUCAAAUGAAAUCGGAGGUGCGCGUCGACACGCAGGAUAAUUUAAAAGUGUGCAGCGGCCACGCGGUGCGAUGCUUCGCCGGCGGACCGCGCAAGAGCAACGAGUCGCAGUGCCCGAUGCUGCAAAAGGUGGAACGGCCGAUUCUAUCGACGGCGACGACGCCGUCGAUGAUGUCGACGCGACAAACCACGACGAUCGUGCGUAAUCACCUGAACAGCACGUGCAGCGUCACGAAUUCGCCGCAUCAGAAGAAGCUGCGCUUCAACCUUGCGAAGGAGAGGAAGGCCAGCACGACCCUGGGUAUCAUUAUGAGCGCCUUCAUCAUCUGCUGGCUACCGUUCUUCGUGCUGGCGCUGGUACGGCCGUUCCUCACCGAUCCGGAUGCGAUACCUGCCUUCAUUACGAGCCUCUUCCUCUGGCUCGGCUAUUGCAAUAGUCUGCUGAACCCGAUAAUCUAUGCCACCCUGAAUCGCGACUUCCGCAAGCCGUUCCGCGAGAUUCUUUAUUUUCGUUGCGGCACCCUCAAUCACAUGAUGCGCGAGGAGUUUUACCAGAGCCAAUACGGCGACCCGGUCAACAAUUACGAGAUUAAAGCCGGCGAGAGUGCGGAGAGUGCGGACCGCUUCGAUGAUCAUCGUGAGUCGAUGGACGUCGCCGGCGCUGGCGCCGGCACUCCGAAUGAGAGCUUCCUAUGAUCCGAGAAGAGACGUUCCUCGAUUGGAGUCGAGGACCGUCGUCGUCGUCGUGAUAUUAACAGACGGAGACCACCGUCCUCCUGCUGUAUCGAGCAACUUAACGUAGCGCCUAACGAGAUCCUCCUGUGAUUCUCCGACCGAUUAACUCUUCCAUUAACACCAUUAUCGUUCCCAGUGGACGCAGAACGUUUUUGAUCUUAAUAAGCCAAACUAUCCGACCAAUCGUUCUAAAUUGCAAGUGCUAGUGUAACGAGAUCAAAGUUACCGCUCGUCGAUAGUAAACUCGCUUCUUCUUAAUUCUAUCUAUCGUAACGUAUGUAUGUGUUGAGGAAAAUAUUUAUUUUCCCAAUUUGACGUACCAAUUCGACACACACACACACGAAGAGAGGAUCUUGUUGCGAUUUUAAGGAAGAUAAAUCACGAUGAGAAAUUGUUACGUCAUACUCUUUAAGAAAAGAGAUCAACCAUCAUCGAAAGAUUCACGAAAAGUUUUCAUGCAAACGUCCCAUAUAGAUUUCACCGGAAACAUAUCAAUUUGUAAAGAAAGAAGAAACGUCGUGGGCGCAGUAGAGCGAAGCUAACGACCCGAUAAAUCGGCGUAGUUCAUUGACUCGUCGCGCAACUUUGACAGACAAACGGCCGCACAAACAACAGUCGUUGCACAGGACAAUCAGAGGAGAGCGGGACGUGUUUCCCGCAAUUUUAUUCUCCACGGAGGCGCCGACGAGAUUGAAUUUUCUACAUCGCACUGUGACGUCGAUAGCCGGAGAACUUGGUCAGAACAAAACGGGAGAGAUGUUACGCUCUGUACAGAGUGUGUCUGAUGAUUACCGUACCAACUAUUGUACAAAGACACGGUCUCAAGAAAGAUCGAAUUUGUUGAAUAGCAACGGCGAGUGAGACAUCCCUCCCUUCGUACAGAGUUUCCCAUUCAUUCUUUAAUUAAUCAUAACUAUUGUAAAGUUUUUAUUGCGUUCCACCUACAUCGGUACGAUAAUUGUCAGAUACAUUGUAUGAGAAAUUUUGUUCCCGAAAAAAUCUCUCGAGAACAAAAAAGAUCUUCUUUUAUAUCAAAUUAUUCAUUUCGAAAUAAUCACUCCUUCGUUGAUACACUAUUACGGUACGUUGCAUAUCAUUGUCCAGCGAAGCACGACGAAGAAACUCGCAUUAAAAAUUUACUGAUCGAUGCUGUGUUCUUCUGCGAGAAGCUCGUUUUACGCAGUCAAUUCAACCGCGCUAAAUUAAAGAGAAGGGUAUAAAAUUGCUUGUCAUUAUGACACAACGAAGUCAGCCGCGCAAAAUCAUUAAUGCAUCUCGAUUCUUUCUUCGUGUGGUUGCGAAUAAAGAGAAGAAUGUAUUUUUCGCAUUUUAUAGUUAGAAUAAAAAGCAUAUUAAUAAAUUGUUUUUUAUAGUACAUGGUGUCUCAUAAUGAUCGCCUCUUAGAAGCACGACGUUCCUAAAUCAAAAGUUUCUUUUGCAAAGAUUUGACUAAAUCCUAUCGUUAUUACUCAAAUCACUGUGUAACCUUUCAGAGAAAUUAUUUAUGCUUUCUCCUAAAAAGAUUUUUAUUGCUCAGUUGGAACACAAUAAAAAAAAAUAUCAAGUUUUCACUUAAAUAUUAAUAGAUUUCUUAAUCAAAGAGGAGGCGCACUAGAUUGUAAGAAAGAUCAAUUCUGCUUAAAAAAUACGAACCAAGUUUGUUUUUGCAACAUAAUCAUUUUCGUCGCAAAUAUGUGCUCUUAUGCGAUAGACAGAACACGGAUUCCUUCGAAAACAUUGAUCCAAGUUAUAGACACGAGGUGCCGAAGCGCGCCGCUCGAGAUGCAUUAUAUGAAGUACCGAGGUACCUCGCAGAAGCAUGCACCGUAACCAAUAAACGCAAGGAACGCGCGCACGUAAGUGUAGGUAGGUGUGUGUGUGUGUGUGUAUGUGUGGAUGGAUGUCAGGUCUUGCCUCGAUAUCGCUUAGAGAGUAUUGCGUGCGGCAGCAAUGAAAUUUGCAAGACAUUAGGUGUAGUUAGAGCUAGUUUGAUUUUGAUUGGAGUCAAAUCAACGUGAAAUCAACGCAAAAUCUCACGUUGAACGUCUCGAGCUUGGCUUCCGCGAGCAAAGUCGAGUCGACUCACGAUCGUGCGGCACGCGAAUACACAUCGCGAUAAUCGCGCCAGAGAGCAUCGAGAUAAGCCAAUGCCGGCAAAAAUAAAUGGUUGAAAUAAAAGUGAUAGUUAUUACAUAUUUUCCCAAUUGAGGAAAAAAUCUUGAAUUAAAAUACUAUUCUCGAGAGAGUAAUUAUUCAAGCCUAAUUUGUAGAUGAUCUAUACGUAUCGUGUCAGUGAACUUGAGCAAAUCAUAAUCAAACAAGAAUCUUUCUUAUUCAUAAAAUACUAUUAAGUACUGUUUUCAAUUAAAUACUAUUUUACCGACAGAUCGACGAUAACGCCGACUACUCGUAAUGUCUUAUAAAUUUUGUCUAUACAUGUUGCCCGUUUCUUCUAUGAUGAAACAGAAUUGCUUUUUUUUUAUAUACUCAGCGAGAAAUCGAAACAAUUACAUCGACGUUUUCGAUAUUCAUUUCUCACUAGCUAGUGAAAUUGGAUUAAUUUAACCGGAGCUCGGAAGAAGCGAAUAAUGAUUCUCGAAAAAUAGAAAAUAUUAGACGAGCAAUAUAAAAUGAGAGACAGUCAUGUCUUAUUUUUACGUCAAUUUAACCGCAAAAUGAAUAUUUCCUUUCAAAAAUAUAUGUUGGAUAUUAUUUGCUCAUUGCAUAUUAUCGAGGGAAAUAUUUAAUUGCAUAUUUUUCUACAGCGCUACAUCCUCAAUAUUUCUAUUAAGAAAAUACCGGAGUGAUCGUCGAACUCUGGUUUAAACGGAACUAAAAAUGUCGAUAACUAAGAUGAAUACGUUAAAAGAAAGACAGCGGUGGUGUACGUUGGUCCAGUUGACUUAGCUCUUUGCUUUGCCGUUAGUGGAAAAUGCAUACAUAUAAAGAUUAGAUUUUUAUUUUCGCUACUCUUCUACCGUAGGCUUCAAAAAUUUCCGAUUCCAAAAUUUCCACAUUAUUCUUUUAUAUUAUCCACAUGACAGAAAGAUCUCAUUACGUACAUGCAUGAACUGCUGAACUCUUGUACAUAUUGUUACACGAAUUUUAAUAAUUCUAGUUAUAAUAAUUCGCCAUAUUAAGCCAAAAGCUGAAAAAUAAACUUUUUUUUUUCAUUACAAAUUGCCUCUAUUUAUCAACGCAUUUAUUUAUUUUACGCUUUUUUUUUGUAUAAAAGCUUUUGCAACUAAUAUACAUAAAAUAAUGCGCAGAAAGGAAAUGGCAUUCAAUCAGUGACGUAGACAAUUCUAACAUGUCUUCUCUGAUAGAAUGUUUCGAAUUUUUUCUCGGUAUACCACAAGUGAAUACUGGUAUAUCGUAGAAAAAGUGAAAAAUAAAAAUGAUUUCGACGACGGAACAAAAUAUAGUUGCGAAAAUAUUGUUCUUUUCUCUAUAGAAAAGCUUGAAAUCUUUCGAGAUAUAUAUAUAUAUAUAUAUAUACGCUCGACAGAGUAACAUAUACACGCGAGAAACGUGUAUACCUGUUGUACUAUUUGCUCCACACGCAGCAAUGUUCCGCUAUAUGGAAAGGAACACAUAAAUAUAUAAAUACUUGGUGCUACAGCAAAUCUUUCCAACUAACGGCAAUAGAUACCUACGCAAACAAAAAGAUAAUUUUAAUCGUGAAGAAAAAAUACAUGUUCCAAUUGUGAAAAUACAUUUCAUACAUUUUACUUACACACACGCGCGCGCAUAUAAGUCAUGUGUCAUUUCUCGAUCACGUGAGGAUUUAUCACUAGCUAGACAAUCUUAAAUGUCUCCCAAACGACCUAUAUUUAUAUGUAACGUGAAUCAAAAAUAUAUUAAAAAGAUAUCGGAAUGUGUUGAAGGACCUGUUAUCGUAACUUUAAAAAAUCUACGUCGGUGGAACCCUUAAUUUUUCAACAACCCGAAGCUUAUUUUUGCACAUCACUAUUGAAUUUAUAUUAGAAUCUGGCAUAUUUAACAGAAAUGUUAAUAGGCGGAGGAAAGCGAGUAAAAUAUUUCCAAUAUAUAAUACCGAAUGUUCCUCAUUACUCGUUACAUUUUUGGACCAAAAACGCGAAUGGAAAAACACGGCGAAAAUACAUCGAGCAAGAAGUUUUAAUAUGCUUAAGGGAUCGACCGACGAAAAGCGAAAGUACGUGAGUUCUUACGUAUAUCCGUGCGUUAUGCAAACAGGGAAAGAACAAUUUAUUUAUUCAUUAAAACGAAAUGUUCGAUGUACAUAAUCCAUAAUGUCGUAGCAACAUCGUCUGAUUGAAGAAAAACUUGUAUCCUACAAUCAGCGAACGUGUUACAGUAAAGAGAAUUUGAUGGACGUAGAGCAGACGUAAGGCGUUGUUUUUUCUUGUGAAAAUUUGAUAUGCGACAAAGAUGUCACACACCACACACACACACACACACACACACACACACACACACACAAUAACGUGGUACAAUGCAACAUCAUCGAUGUCAUAGCCAAUACGAUGUUUAAGAAUAAAUGUAUAGAUAUACAUUAAUACCAUGUUGAACGGCAGAGCGAGAGUCUAGUGAAACCAACGGUCAUAUUCUCAAUAACAACUUACCGCAGUAAGCUGUAGAAGGAAAAAUAAUCACUUGUGUGCAGUAUCGUUCAGAAAACAUUUGUACAGCGGUUGAGUAAUUCACCAACGUAUUGGUUUAAAUUUAGGGAUCUAACAGUCAAGAACAAUAAUCGCUGAUCGCUCGCUCGCUUUGUUCCGCUGAACGCGGCUAUUGUGUUGAUCGAAGAGUUUAUUUCAAAAUCGAAACGAUUCUCGAGAGAGAACCUAAGGUCCGUAUUCGUAUAUAAAUUAGUUAGCCAGAUCUAGUACUGGUAAUUAGGUAUAUGAUUCUAAUCAUUUUCUAUUAAAACGAAUAGUUUAACAUCAGACGAGUAGUAAAAGAUGAGUAGUAAAUUUCUAAAAUAUCGACUACCAGACGUCUUUCAAAUAUUUAAAUUGCUCCGGAAAGAACAAAUAAAUUCACAAAAUGUUUGAAAGGCAUCUUAAAGAUUUAGAAGGUGUUUCAGAAGUAUUUUCAAUUAAGAGGAAAAAUUUGAAAUUUUGAUGUGAAAGAUUUCCAACUUAAAAAGUGCGCCUUUCUUAAGUUUAUGUUUUAGCGCUUGUUUGUUUUCACAGUUUUGUAAUAUUUACGUUGCGGUAGCCAUUUAUAUAUAUAAUAAAUAGAUCUCUUAUCGAUUAUAAAUUUGCGAAAUUGGAACAUAAGUACAUAAGGAACAUACAUAAAACUCUGUUUAGCGUUAAAUAUGCGCUGAGAAUACGGACCGAUGUAUGAAUGCAUCACAGUAUUAUGUUAUUUAGAUACUCAUCUUGUAGCAACUCGAAAUUCUCUAGUAAACAUUUCAUGCGUGUAAGCAUAGAAAAGAGCGAAACUUGUUUUUCUUUUCUAACAAUUUAUUAGAGAGAAGGCGGUAUUAUUAUAGCCCCUCCAUUUACAUGUUGUAUAAUAACUUUGCCAAUAAUCAAUAUUUUAUAUUGAAACUUAACGUUUAUAUUCGUCAAUCGAUUGUAGAUUCAAAGUUAUGCAAUUUUUUUUACUUAGGAUGUUGUUUAUAAAAAUGUAACGAUAUUGCACAAUGGGUCGAACCGGAGUGUGGCCCCACUAAAAAGUUGGUUUUGUUAUUAAAAAAAAAAAAAAAAAAAAAAAAA